This is a messenger RNA of Bacillus rossius redtenbacheri, 3219 nucleotides long. It is a transcript of the gene ClC-c, whose product is annotated as H(+)/Cl(-) exchange transporter 5. The coding region runs from base 181 to 2673 and encodes 830 amino acids. Gene Ontology annotation, cellular component: plasma membrane; Golgi apparatus; synaptic vesicle. The record is from RefSeq and is a predicted model, not a curated record. Lineage: Eukaryota; Metazoa; Arthropoda; Insecta; Phasmatodea; Bacillidae. Gene Ontology annotation, molecular function: voltage-gated chloride channel activity. The transcript has 16 exons. Gene Ontology annotation, biological process: chloride transport; transmembrane transport.
UGUCUGCAAUUUUCGCUUGGGCCAAUGGAUGUUGCUGUAGUUUGACGUUUCUAUUUUAUUUAUUUAAUAAUUGUAAGGAGUAAAAACCAGUUAUUCUUGAAGUGGUGCGAGUUUGUGGUUUGAAAUUUACUCCGUUAUCCCUAUAAGCAGCACGAAAAUGGUGGUCCGAACUACAAUAAUAUGGAAAAAGAUCCCUUGAAAGGAAAUGCGUCGAUACCAAUGAGCUUCCCGUCAUCUUACCAAUCAGUUGGGGAUCAGAUUGUAAACGGGCAUCAAUUUCGUUCAGCUUCGUUGAGUUCAGACGAUGAUAUGAUUGACAUAACCACAACGGGAACUGUAACUGAGCACUCAAUCCAUAACGAUGAACAAGGCUCCGGGCAUUUAUCAUCCAUUAAGUACUCCAGUCAUCUAGGCGGAGGUGGUGUUAAGUUCAUAGGAUCAUCAGUUUCAGGCGAGACGGACGACAUCCCGGGCAUCGGCCAGUACGAUGACUUCCACACCAUCGACUGGCAGCGGGACAUCGCGCGCGACCGCAUGCGCCACCGCUACAUCGUCAAGAAGAAGCAGGACUCGGUGUGCGACCUCAUCAAGGGCGCGCACGACGCCUGGUCGGGCUGGCUGUGUGUGCUGCUGGUGGGGCUGUUCACGGGGGCGGUGGCCGGCGUCAUCGACAUCGGCGCCAGCUGGAUGUCCGACCUCAAGUUCGGCAUCUGCCCGCAGGCGUUCUGGCUCAACCGCGAGCAGUGCUGCUGGUCUUCCAACGAGACCACGUUCGACGACGGCAACUGCUCCCAGUGGUGGACUUGGUCAGAGGUGAUGGGCCAGACACGAGAAGGGGUCGGCGCUUACAUUAUUUCAUAUUUAAUUUACAUUGUGUGGGCGUUAGUGUUCGCAGCUUUGGCAGCUGCUCUCGUGAGAAUGUUUGCCCCGUACGCAUGCGGCUCUGGUAUUCCGGAGAUCAAAACAAUCUUGAGUGGUUUUAUCAUCCGUGGCUACCUGGGGAAGUGGACCCUCAUCAUAAAGUCAGUGGGCAUCAUGCUGGCUGUAUCCGCGGGCUUGAGUCUGGGGAAGGAAGGACCCAUGGUACACAUCGCUUGCUGUAUAGGCAAUAUUCUUUCCUACCUGUUCCCCAAGUACGGGAGGAACGAAGCUAAGAAGAGGGAGAUACUGUCUGCUGCUGCAGCCGCGGGUGUUUCCGUGGCUUUCGGCGCUCCAAUUGGCGGCGUUCUCUUCAGCUUGGAAGAAGUCAGCUACUAUUUUCCUCUGAAAACCCUCUGGCGGUCUUUCUUCUGCGCCCUGGUGGCGGCGUUCAUCUUGAGAUCCAUCAACCCGUUUGGCAACGAACAUUCUGUUCUGUUUUACGUGCAGUAUAACAAUCCGUGGAUUUUCUUCGAGCUUGUGCCCUUCGUUGGUCUGGGAAUCAUUGGGGGGGUGAUAGCAACGGUUUUCAUCAAAGCGAACCUGUACUGGUGCAGAUACCGCAAGGUAUCCAAGCUGGGCCAGUACCCGGUCACCGAGGUGCUGGUCGUGGCGGUGGUCACGGCCCUCGUGGCCUACCCGAACCCCUACACCCGCAUGAACACCAGCCAGCUCAUCUACUUGCUCUUCAGCCAGUGUGGCAUAUCCAACACCGACAGCCUCUGCGACUACAACCGCAACUUCACGGACGUGAAGUCCGCCAUCGAGAUAGCUGCGGCGGGCCCAGGGGUGUACAAGGCGGUCUGGCUGCUGGUGCUGGCCCUCAUCUUCAAGCUGGUCGCCACCAUCUUCACGUUCGGCUUCAAGGCCCCCUGCGGGCUGUUCAUCCCGAGCCUGUGCCUGGGCGCCAUCGUGGGGCGCAUCGUGGGCAUCGGCAUGGAGCAGCUGGCCUACAACUACCCCUACGUGUGGAUGUUCAGCGGGGAGUGCUCGGCCGGCAUCAACUGCAUCACGCCGGGGCUGUACGCCAUGGUGGGCGCCGCCGCCGUGCUGGGAGGCGUCACCCGCAUGACCGUGUCGCUGGUGGUGAUCAUGUUCGAGCUGACGGGCGGCGUGCGGUACAUCGUGCCGCUCAUGGCCGCCGCCAUGGCCAGCAAGUGGGUGGGCGACGCCCUCGGCCGCCAGGGCAUCUACGACGCCCACAUCGAGCUCAACGGCUACCCGUUCCUCGACAGCAAGGAGGAGUUCGCGCACACCUCGCUGGCAGCCGACGUCAUGCAGCCAAAGCAUAAUGAAUCUUUGAGUGUUUUAACUCAAGAUUCAAUGACAGUUGAUGAUGUGGAAACUCUACUUAAAGACACUGAGCACAACGGAUAUCCGGUGGUAGUGUCUCGAGAAUCUCAGUACUUGGUUGGAUUUGUUCUUCGUCGGGACUUGAAUCUGGCCAUAGGAAACGCGAGGCGUACGCUGGAGGGCAUCUGUGGGCAGUCACUGGUGCUCUUCACCAGCGGCACGCCCGUCCAGACGUCCGGCCCGCCGCCGCUCAAGCUCAAGAAGAUCCUGGACAUGGCGCCCAUCACCAUCACGGACCAGACGCCCAUGGAGACCGUCGUCGACAUGUUCCGCAAGCUGGGGCUUCGGCAGACGCUGGUCACGCACAAUGGGAGACUCCUCGGAGUGAUCACCAAGAAGGAUGUCUUGAGGCACAUCAAGCAGAUGGACAACGAGGAUCCAAACAGUGUUCUGUUCAAUUAAAUACACAGCUUGGGGGAAAAAAGCAACAUAUUUGUGUAUUUUUGACACACAAAAAAUGUGUCGGGACUGAUGAGAAGAUAUUAUUGAGCCUGUGUUCAGCAUUUCUCGUGGAGUGCGUACUGUAAAUGAGGCGUGAGUGGGGUGAAAGCUUGAUUUGAAUAGUCAUUACCCAGAAUUUACGUAAUUAUUUCAACUUUAAAAAAAAAAAAUGACAGUGUAUGCAUCUUAAAUAAUAUAUGAAAUGUAAAUUAUCUUAAUUACGUGUAUGUUUUAAGUGGUUUGUAAAUAGAAAUGCAUACAGGUAAUUCAGGUAGCUAUAAUUUGUUAUUGUUGCUUCCACAGUACUUGCAUACUCGAAUUUUAUUCCGUGUAGUAUAUAAGCAUAGCUACAUAUAUCUCUAUGUAGUUUAUAAAGAAAUUUAUCAUUAGUAGUUGGAAACAAUUGCAGUUUUCGUGUUUGUAACUGCUGAAUAGUGAUGGAAUGGAUGAUAACUGGUUGAAGAAAAUGAAACAUUGUAAAUUGCAAAUUUUAAAUUACUAUCAUUG